This is a messenger RNA of Gadus macrocephalus (Pacific cod), 14240 nucleotides long. It is a transcript of the gene tnrc6c2, whose product is annotated as trinucleotide repeat containing adaptor 6C2. Gene Ontology annotation, molecular function: protein binding; RNA binding. Lineage: Eukaryota; Metazoa; Chordata; Actinopteri; Gadiformes; Gadidae. The transcript has 23 exons. The record is from RefSeq and is a predicted model, not a curated record. Gene Ontology annotation, cellular component: nucleoplasm; P-body. The coding region runs from base 787 to 6897 and encodes 2036 amino acids. Gene Ontology annotation, biological process: miRNA-mediated post-transcriptional gene silencing; positive regulation of nuclear-transcribed mRNA poly(A) tail shortening.
UGCAUUGGACCACUGCCUCGGCUGUGUCGUCUCCCUGGGAGGGGAGAGAGCUGUGUUGUUAGUUUGAACAAAAUGGCUGCAGGAUCCCUGUCAGCGAGAGCGCACUGAACGCGUAUAAUGACUGUCCACUCCUCCGUUUGGAUUCACCGAGAAUGUAUUUUCCUGGAUUCAUUUUUCAACUCGCAUUCGCGCUAGCCAGCUCGUCGGUCAGAUGUUGUGGCUCCAGCUAGCUUCCCAGCUAGCAACUUAAAUCGAAUACAUUUCUUUUUGCACUUUAAAAACAAGUUGGCUCCAUGCGCACUCGUCUGCGCUUUUAAUUCGAAUUGUCUCAAUCUUUCUCCUGCAAAACCUUGUGGUCAAAUCGAUGACACACGCCAACUACAGCGCACACUAUUCAGCUGCUUUCAGAAUAUUUUUUUUGCGUUAGUUUCUUGACCUAUGCUUAUUUCCACCGAUAUAUAUCGUGACGGUGGUUGAACGAACUGCUUCGAGCAAGUGUUACUUUUUGAGGAUUUUCACUGCAAAAAGAGUGGCUGUGUGUGUCUGGCUGUCUAGCCAUCGUUAAACGUUACCUCGGUGAUCCGCCACCCAUCUGCUCACGCAGCAGUCGGCACCCCAGCCUCCGCACGGCGGCCCAGCGCGUCUCCUUACACGUCUCCUUACGGGUACUUUAUCAAGACAAGGUUCAGGACCCUUCCUCUGCUGAAAACCUCCGCCAUACGCCAACACUUCACUGCUGAUGCGCCAGCUGAGAGGAGAGAGUGAAAGAAGAACGAGAACCAUUUGAUGGAAAAAAAGAAAAGGCAAGAAGAGAAAACCAAGACGGACGCCGCUCAGAAAAAGGCUGCUGAUCAGAAAACCAAAGUGCCAGCGCCUGCGGCUACUACGCCGAGCCCUGGCCCGCCCCGCCAUCACCUCCAUCCCUCCAGUACCACGCCGUCCCUCGCUACCUCGUCCCCCUCCUGCGCUUCUUCCGGCAAUGGCAAGCGUGCCUCCGCUGCCGGCCAUACCCCGAGUCCCGGCCCCCCUCAGCCGCAGCCGCAGCAGCAGCAGUGCCAGACGUCCUCAGCCAGCACCCGCUACCCGCCCAGAGAGGUGCCCCCUCGCUUCCGCCAGCAGGAGCACAAGCAGCUGCUGAAGAGAGGCCAGCCUCUGCCCGCCGGACCCCUCGGAGGCCCCCCCCCGCCCAGCGCCACCUCCAGCGACGCACCUAACGCUGCCAAGCGCCUUCCAGACGUGUCCCUCCAGGUCGGCCCUGGUGCCCAGUAUGAGACAUCCCACUGGGGGGCUCCAUCGCCAAGCAACGCCCCCUCCGGAGCCGGCAGCUGGGACAAAGUGAUCAAGGGUCCAGACACAAAUUCCUGGCCGUCCACCGACAGCGACUCAAAGCACUCGACGGCGUCAGAAUGCCCACUGGGCUGGGCUGACGCGACCACAGACAGCAGCGCCGCCACCACCACCACGGCCAGUGCUCCCAGCAGCAGCAGCAGCAGCAGCACCAGUCUGAGGAUGGCCACGGGGGCCACAGGCCAGCAGGCCCACUACUCCUCCCUGAAGGGGAACGCCAACAUGAUGCCGGGCCCGGGUCCCAUAGGGGCCAGCAGCAUGGCCAGCCGCGGCUGGUACUCCGACGGCAAACAGGACAUGAUGAACGGCGGCCGGACGGGCGGGCCGCACGGCUGGGGCACGCCCGGCUUCAACCUGAACCUCACCCCGACCGCCAACCCCUCGGCGUGGCCGGUCCUGGGCCAGGAGGGCGGGGGCAUGGGCCCCAACGGGCUGGCCAACGCCGCCUCCCUGCCCCACGGGCUGAACGGGAACGUGGCCAACGGGAUCCUGGGCGAUCCGGGCAAAGGCAGCUACGGCGGCGUGAUGAGCCCCGACGGUGGCGACAUGCAGCGCACCUCGUCCAACGCCAAGAUGUCCUACGGCAUGGAGCCCGCCAAGCCCUGCGGCGACGGACCCAGCCACACUCAACGACAGCAGCAGCAGCAGCAGCAGCAGCAGGCCCCAGAGCCCAUGAGCCCCGCCCAUGGGAUGCCCGGCUGGGGGGGCCAGUCCCCUACGGAGUCCUCCCAGCUCAACGAGGAACUCACGGGCAGCUCUGUGUGGGGGGGCGGGGACCCCAAGCCGGCCGACACCUCCAAGGACUCCGGCUGGGACUCCAACCCCUCGGGUGGCCACUCCGGCUGGGGCCGGCAGGGCAGCGGCGGGGGCAGCGGCGGGAGUGGCGGCGGCGGCGGCGGCGGCUGGGGAGAGUGGGGGAAGCCCCCUGGGGGAGGAGGUGAAGGCACCAAGGGGUGGGACUCGGCCGAAGCCGGGAGCCCGGGGUCCGGUCCGGAGCAGCAGCAGCAGCAGCAGCAGCAGCAGCAGCAGCAGCAGCAGCAGCAGCAGGGUUCCUGGGGGCAGCAGCCCGGGAAGGCCCCCGCAAGCGAGGGUAGCGGGGACAGCACCGACGGGCGUUCCCACCGGGACAGGACCUCCAGCAUGGACGUCUCUCCCAUGCUGCCCCGCCAGGACCUGGACCCCAGGGUGCUGUGCAACACCGGCUGGGGCCAGACGCCUGUCCGGCAGCACACUGUCUGGGAGAUGGACGAGGCCGCCGCCGACGGAGAGAAGAGCGGCGGCGGCUCAGACAAAUGGGGGGGCUCCUCCUCCAGCGGGGGUCCCUCCAGCGGCGGACAUUCCAGCGGGGGUCACUCCAGCGGGGGUCACUCCAGCGGGGGUCACUCCAGCGGCGGGCACACCGCCGGCGGCCCCUCCAAUGGCAGGCAUUCCGACGGAAGCACGGCGCACCCCAACCCAGGCCCCGGCCCCGGCCAUAGGCCAUGCUCCGGGGGUAAGAACGAGAGCUCCGGCGGGCCCUCUGGCUGGGGGGCACCCCCGCCUCAGCCAGCCCAGACCGGAUCGGGAUGGGGUGAACCUCCACCGCCGGCGAGCAAGGCCCCCCACGGCAACAGCAAUGGCGGCGGCGGCAGCAACAACGCCGGCUGGGGCGAGCCCCCGCCUGCCAACGGCCCCAAGAACGGAGGCCCCCAGUCCUGGGGCGCCGAGGAGAAGUCCCCCGGCUGGGGCGAGGCCCCCGCAAAGAGCCAGCAGGCCAACUGGGGCGAGGGCCCCAAGAACCCCCAAGGCUGGGGGAACGGCAGCGGAGGCUCCAACGGAUCCAGCACCGGAGAGUGGGGAGAGACGGACAAGAAGAAGAACAGCCCCCGCAACAGCAUGUGGGACGGAGAGGGCGGGAAUGAUGUAGGAGGAGGAGGAGGGGGAGGAGGAGGAAGAGGAGGAGGGGGAGGAGGAGGAAGAGGAGGCGGAUGGAAGGAUAGUACCAGAGGAGGAGGAGGAGGAGGAGGAGGAGGAGGUGGUGGACCCGGGGGUUGGGGUAAGCCUACCCCGGCCGCGGCGCCCAACAGCUGGGGGGGAGAGAACCAGCGGGCCAACGGUCCCUCCCAGCAGGGCGGCUGGGGCUCCUCUAAGCCCCAGGAGAGCAGCAGCAGCAGCAGUGGCAGCGGAGGCGGCGGCGGCGGCAGCGGAGGUGGCAUGGGGUCUUGGGGUGGGCCCGGCACAGUGAAGCAGAGCGGCUGGGGAGGUGGUGGGGGAGGCGGUGGAGGAGGUGGAGGCGGUGGAGGCGGAGGCGGUGGCGGUGGCGGUGGCGGCAAACAGGAGCAGGGUGCAGAGUCCACGGGCUGGGAGGAGCCCUCCCCACCCUCCAUCCGCAGGAAGAUGGAGAUCGACGACGGCACCGCCACCUGGGGGGACCCCAGCGGCAACGGCAAGUCGGUCAACAUGUGGGAUCGCCACCACCCCAGCGGUAACCAGGGUAACGGCGGCCCGCCUCCAGCGCAACAAGGCAAGAACGGCGGCAUGUUCAACAACAACAACAACAUCCACUCGGUCGGCCCCGGCAACCCCAAUCACAAUCACAACCAGCACCACCACCACCCACCCCCUCAUCACAUGCAGCACCACCACCACUCCGGCCACGGUCAACCCCCCGCUCACCCCCACAACCACGGCAACAACAACGGAUCAACCAACGCCCCCCCCCCACACCAGGGUGGGGGCUCGCAGGGUCGACCCCCCAUCGCCAACCCAGGUUGGGGAGAGCUGCCCAGCAGCGUUCAGGCCAAGUCUGAGCCUGCGUGGGGGGAGCCGGCCGCCCCCUCCUCGGCCGUGGACAACGGCACGUCGGCCUGGGGGAAGCCCCCCGCCGGCAUGGGCAGCUGGGCCGACGGGGGCACGGACCCCUCCGGCCCCUACGGCCGGUCCCAAGGACCCCCAGGCCCUGCACCCUGCAAGCUAGGCCCCAAACCUAUGCAAGACGGCUGGGGAGGCGGCAGUGAUGAGAUGGGCAUGUCUGGAGGCCAAUGGGACCACACCGACGACGGGGACAUGUGGAACAGUCCCACCUCCCAGGAGGGCAGCUCUCCCUGCAACUCCUGGGGCAACGGCCCCAAGAAGAUUCCAUGCAAGAAGAUGAGCAGCAAGCCAGAUGACGCCUGGAUCAUGGGCCGUCUCAUCAAACAGCUGACUGACAUGGGCUUCCCGAGAGAUCCUGCUGAAGAAGCCCUGAAGAGCAACAACAUGAAUCUGGACCAGGCUAUGAGUGCUCUGCUAGAGAAGAAGACGGAGCUGGACAAGCGGGCCAUGACCAUGUCUGACUACACCAACGGCAUGAGCAAGGCACCGGGCUGCCGGCCGUCCGCCCACCCCAAAGACUCCUCCGAUCGCAGUGCUUUCCUUGACAAGGACGGGGGUCUGUCUGACGACGCCCCCCCCUCACCGUUUCUGCCUUCCCCCGCUCUGAAGCUGCCCGGGUCCAACAGCGGUCUGCCCGGCCACGGUCUGGGACAGGGCGGCCCCGCCGGGAUGGCCAUGCAAAACUUGAACAACAGACAGAUGCCCAGUGGAAUGUUUAGCAGUAAUGGAGCAGCACAAGCCAGGGCCAUGCAGCAGCAGCAGCAGCAGCAGCAGCAGCAGCAGCAGCAGCAGCAGCAGCAGCAGCAGCAGCCUCCUCAGCCACCCGUGCCCCUCAGCUCCGCCCAGCCUAGUGCCCGUGCUCAAGUGCCUCAGUUUCUCUCCCCUCAGGUUCAAGCACAGCUCUUGCAGUUUGCCGCAAAAAAUAUUGGUCUGAACCCUGCACUUUUAACCUCGCCAAUAAAUCCUCAACAAAUGACCCUGUUGUACCAACUCCAGCAACUGCAAAUGGCGUACCAGCGUUUACAGAUCCAGCAGCAGAUGAUGCAGGCACAGCGAAACAUGUCCGGUCCAAUCAGACAACAAGAGCAGCAAGUUGCACGUACAAUCAGCAACAUGCAGCAGCAGAUCCAGCAGCACCAGCGCCAGCUCUACCAGGCCCUGUUGAUGAAGCAGCAGCAGCAGCCUCCCUCCCACCUGUCCUCCUCUUCCUCCUCCUCCUCCUCCUCCUCCUCCUCCGCCGGACUGCACCCGUCUGCCAGCCAAGCUGGGGGUCUCGGAAAGUCCCUCCUGGACGCCUUCCCGGGACAGCACCAGAACCCGGGCCUCUCUGACUCUCUGCAAAUCAAAGAGCAGGCCUCCUCCCUGGGCAGUGGCUACAGCUCCUACCCUCUCUCUGGACUCAAUCCAAACAUGAAUGUAAACUGCAUGGAGGUUGGGGGCCUCUCUCUGAAGGACCCCCCCCAGCCCCAAUCCCGUUUGUCCCAGUGGACACACCCCAACUCUAUAGACAACUUCUCUGCCAACUCCACACACAUGGAGAACAACCUCAACAAGCACGGGGCCAUUUCUGCUGCCUCCAGCCUGGGCCCCUCCGGGAAGGGCCCCCAGAUGGAGGACUCCUACAGUCCCUACGGCCUGAUGUCCGGCUCCGACUCCUCCACCAACAGUCUGGGGCCCCAGGACAGCUGGGGCCAGUCCAAGAGCCCUAACGAGAAGCCCUCCAACGGGAACAACAUCAACUGGCCCCCCGAGUUCUGCCCGGGUGUCCCCUGGAAGGGCCUGCAGAACAUUGACCCUGAGAACGACCCCAACAUGACCCCUGGCAGCGUGCCCAGUGGCCCCACCAUCAACACCAACAUCCAUGACGUCAACAGAUACCUGCUGCGGGACCGCAAUGGAGGCAAAAUGUCCGACAUGAAGUCGGCCUGGUCCCCGGGGCCCAUCACCCACAGCCAGGCGUCCCUGUCCCACGAGCUGUGGAAGGUGCCCCAGGGGCCCCGUAGCAGCGUGGCCCCCUCCCGCCCCCCGCCGGGCCUCACCAACAGCAAGCCGGCGCCCUCCAGCGCCUGGGGGAGCAACUCCCUGGGCCUGGCUCAGGGCUGGAGCAGCUCCUACACCUCUGAAGGCGCCACCUGGAGCACCGACAGCCCUCACAGGACCAGCAGCUGGCUGGUGCUGAGGAACCUCACCCCCCAGAUUGAUGGCUCAACCCUGAGGACCCUAUGCAUGCAGCACGGCCCCCUGAUCACAUUCCACCUCAACCUGACCCAGGGCAACGCCGUGGUGCGCUACAGCUCCAAGGACGAAGCCGCCAAGGCCCAGAAGUCCCUGCACAUGUGUGUCCUGGGGAACACCACCAUUCUGGCUGAGUUUGCCGGCGAGGAGGAGGUGAACCGCUUCUUUGCACAAGGCCAGUCGCUAGGGGCGACCACCACUAGCUGGCAGGCCAACCCGGGAACAAAUCAGACCCGGAUGGGCGGGGCCACGCAGGCCCAUCCCAUGAGCCAGUGGGGCAGCAGCUCCGGCGGGGGCGGGGCCAAGUCGGGCGGAGGGGAGCUGCUAUGGGGGGGGGGCGCCCCCCAGUACUCCAGCCUAUGGGGACCCCCCGGGGGCGGAGACGAUGCCCGCGGAAUGGGAAGCCCCUCCCCUAUUCACACUCUGCUGCCUGGAGACCUGCUGAGCGGAGAGUCCAUGUAGGACGGCUCCACUAACCCUAACCCCCCCCCCCACACCCCCCCACACCGGGACUCUGGGGCUGGGGCCCCCAGUGGAGGAGAAGGAUAUGGGAGAAAAAAAAAACACAUAAACGGACAGUACAGUUUCAUCAUGGCCAGGAGAGAAACCCAAGCAAAUCAUGUGGCGAUAAUCAGUAUCAAUGUAAGCUGUUCUGGCCUGCGAUUGGUGGAUCAGAAGCCUGGGGUCUUCACCAACCGUUCGAGACUGCAGACUUCCAGCUCCCCUGAUUCACCUCCACUCUGCUCCUCCUUUUGAGCCUUUUCUUUACUCUGUUCUUUUUUGUACUAUUUGUUCCAUGGAGGGAAGAAAACGAACAAAUGUGACUUACGUUCCGAACCACACAAAGAGAUCCUUUAAGUGUUUUGUUUUGAAUCUCAGUUCACCCAUGGAUAAUACGUGACACUCGAUGUGAGGUGUUUUUUUAAAAAGCAAUCAAAGCUGCCAUUUCAAAACGUUCCUUCUCCCUCAAAACAACAAGAAGCAUAAAAAACCAACCGCUCCCAAACUGAAGACUGAAGAGCGGCCGUGCGCUGCUGGUUCUUCGUGGCCAAUGAUGACUCGGUUGAUAAAAAAAAAAAAAGAAAAGAAAAAAACAACAAAGAAAAAAAGACAACACAGACCUUUGUACUCGUUCAUGUUUGUUUCUAAGCACUAAAUAUUAAGCCUUAAGUGCUCUCCGGGCCCAGGUUCCUUCCCAAGGUCCACCUCGUUUCCGUUUGUCUCUGAAGCUGAAGAAGUAGCUGAAUACUUGCACAGUUCCAACUCUGAGCCAGCAGGUGGCGUGGGACACGAUUGGUGACCAACCAUGUUACUGGGGCGACCGAAGAAGAAGAAGAAAAAAAAAAGACUGGUCCUAUUGGCUGGCCCUGCCAUUUGAUUAGUGGUCUCAAAGGGAUUGACACUGCUGUUUGUUUCUGGGUUCGAAUCUGUUGUUGUUUCGUUUGCCAACCUGUAUCGGCAAAAGUCUGUUGUUUUUUUUUGCCCAAUAUCUAUUGCAACUUAAUACGCUGAAAGAAGAUUAUUCGCAGACCUAGCUUGAGUGUUUUUUUCUUUUCAUGUGCGUGUGUUUGUACGUUUGUGUGUGUGUAGUACACACACACACACACACGCUUGUUCGUCGGGUGGCAACUAAUCAAUGUCUGUCAGUAUCCUGUACUGCUCGGACGAACGUGGGCGCCGAUGGGUGCUUCAUCAACUCUGUGAUCUGCCCCCUGGGGACCAGACAGGUCCCCACAUCACUUCACCUUGUUGUGACGAUUAUGACAUUGUGCAAUAUUUACACACACCACAGACUCCUCUUCCUUGCGGUACAAAGUCCACCAAUGACGAGCACUUAACCAUUGGAUCACUAUUUUUUUUUUAACCUUUUCGAAAACCAUGGGGGGGGGGUUUUGGAUCUAGCGAAACCAGACACCCAGCCUACCGGGCUGAACACGGAACCCUGAACACCCCCCCCCCCCCUCCUCUCUUGUUGGACAGACUUUGCAAAGAGGAAGAAGCCAGUGUUGUGCAUUGGUAUAUGAACUGGACUGGAGAGCCUUGAGUGGCUCGUACAUCGCAACGCACAACUUUCCUCCUCAAAGUGUGAGUGCCCCGCGGACAUGACCCCACACAGGCUGACCCCCCCCCCCCCCCCCCCCCCCCUCCCUCCCGGUCGGGACGGCUGGUUCCAGGUAUCAGGCACAAUACCAAAUAAGAUGGGUUCUCACAAUGCAGUAGACCGACGAGUGUUCCGUGCAUUUGGUACUGUACAAAAAAAAACUUUUAUAAAUUCAAAGGGUUCUAUCAUAGCACUUAUGAAGAGCAAAGUCGAUUCAACUGCAAUCCAAUAAAUCAAAAGGAGCAGCAAAAAAAAAUACACAAAUGUAACAAAAAGAAAAAAGGUGAAAUAUGCUUCCCCUAUGUACUGUACUGUACGUACUCCUGGACGAGCAUCCAAGACGAAGGGAAUCAAAACAAAACUGAACAAUGUUUGACCGCAGUGUUUGAUUUCCCUUCUUUUGGGAGUUUUCCUUUUGGAUUGGUCACGCAACAAUAUCAAAGUGAAGAUCACUGUUACUCCGGACGUGGAGCCUGGUUCUGCUCAGAAGAGCUGCAACGUUUCUGGUCUCCGGCCCCGCCCCCCCCCUCCCCCCGUCGCCCUGUUCGAGGGGAGAGGUGUGGGGGGGGGGGGGGGGGGGGGCUACGGGGGCGGGUCCACAGAGUGCCUCUCGAUGCGGUGCCCCCGCUCAGUUUGUCCUGUCAGAAGGGCGACCCCAGCACAGCACUUCCUGUCAGAACCCCCCCCCCAAGACCACCAACACAACUUCAGCCUGGCGGGAAAUGGCUGCUGCGAGGCCAGCCCAACGUUUUUUGGGGCCUGGCGCCUCACAAGGCACUUUGGGUCCUGCUUGACCCUCCCUUCCCCUAGCUCCUCCCCUCACCCCCCUAAGCUCCUCCUCCCCAGCUCCCUCCCCCAGUUCUUUGACACAAUGAUCACUUUAGCUUGAAGAUGGAACCGUAAUGUUUAUGGGUUAUUUGCCAAUGGGUUAUCUUUUGUAUGUUUUUUUUUUGUCUUCUUUUUUUCAGACUAUCCUUUUUAUCGCUGAUGUGUUCAUGUCCUCAUGUGCGCACGUGUCUCCAUGCAGUGGUGGUCCGGAGGCUGCUGGUGCAGAACACUGUGUGGGAGGGGCCUCUGUGCGAUCAUCCUGUGUAACUGAAUGCAAAACGAGGGUCACUACAGACCGUUGUUGAUUGUCUACACUUUGGUUUUUACAAACUGAUCAUGCUUUGUGUUGGACAGUAUUCUGUUGUACCUCCAAGCAGUGUCUUUGAGAUGUGCAAAAAAAGAAGAAAAAAAAAAAAGAAGAAAAAAAAAAACAAAUGAAAACAAAAAAGGACUAAUAAUGAGCUGUCUCAAGGGGGCUGGAGGGUCUGUUGCUUCAACGCUGCUCCCCCUGUUCCCAGGCUGACCCCUCCCCCCCCCCCCCCCCCCCCCCUCUUAGCCCCGCUGCGCUCCACUUAGCUGCUACGCUUUACAAACCCUCUCCUCACCACCUCCCAACAAACUGAUCAAUCCUGUAGUCCCUCCUUUAUAACCACGGGAAUCACGGCUCCUCGCUCUGUUUCUAUGCAAAACACUAGAGUCCUAGAGGAAGCCCAAUGUAACAGCAUCUACUCACGCUGACUAUCAUCAGUACUGCACUCUGACUCCGCCCACGGUUAGACCACACCCCUGACCCCCCCCGCCCUCCUCCCCCUCUCCCCCUUUCUUUUCGCACAACGCUGAAAAAAAAAAAAGAAUGGCGACUGUCACGGUCAAAUUCGGGGCCCCCCCCCCGUGCGCCGAUAUUCCAAACCGCUCGGCUGGGAGGAAGGCCUUUUUGUUGCGUCAGCGCUGACGUCACCUUCUCCAUCAUCUUGAUCUCAGGGUACGAAGAGUUGAUGAAGCUAAAUCCCAGGCGGCACCGCGCCCACCCCACCCCCUCCACGACGCGGUGGCGGUGGUACUGUGAGAGCCGUUGAAACGGCGGAUCCCUGCGUGAAAAAAAAAAACUAGGAAGAGGACCUAGCCUCUCGUCUGGAAGACUAUCCUAAUCAGUCACAGUGGAAGGGGUGGAGGGUCCACUAAUCUGUCUCGACCCAAGAGGCUUGCAAUUUCACCGGUUUGUUUGACUGGAAAGGGGUGGUGUUGGGGGGGUCCUACAUGCAAGUGACACCCCCCCCCCCCCCCCCCAAAACAUAUAAAUGUGCCAAUACAAAUGUGCUGUGUGUUCAGAGGGCACCUGGCACCGUGUAGUGGAGGCCCAGCCAGGAGGGGCAGGCCCCACCACUGAGACCCAGUGUGGAGGGUUAUGCUCUGGUUCUUACUGGGUGUGGGGGGCUUGUUCUUGUGAGGUGGGGUGGGGGGAGGGAUGGUCUAGAAUGCUAAGGUGCACAGUUGAGGAGGGGUAAUCCCUGGUACCUAUUUUUUUUAAAAACCAAAAAUGAAAUCACAUUUUAACAUCGUUUUGAUGAAGUUUGAACGAAAAAUUUAAAUGACAAAACAUUUUUGCAAAAAAAAAAAAGUUACCUAAACGAAAAGAAACAAAAAUCGCUAUGCGUUACAAACGUCAUUGUGGUCCAACUGCACUCGCUCCAUCUAACAGGAAGUGGGAGGGCGGAAAGCCUUUUGUUUCUUAGUGGCUGCUGUUAAUUCUGAUGAUCUGUGUUUGUGUCCUGAACCUCUGAACUCUAUAUUUCCCCCCACCCCAGCUCACCCUGCUUACAGCAGGCCGUGUGGGGGGGGGGGGGGGGGGGGGACAAGGGGGGCACAAGUCAAAUGGUACAAAGUCUUAAAACAAAUGGAGGAAGAAACUAAUUCAAUCAAAGACAAAAAAAAAAAAAAACGACAACAGGAAAUCGUGGAAAAGGCUACCUUGGGGACUGGCGUUCCCGCAGCACACUAGCAAAAAUCACUAUUGCCUGUUUCUGUUACUGCCUUGAUCCGCGCUCAGCCAGACCAACCCCCCCCCCCCCCCCGACCCCCGACAGCAGAGGAGCCCCUCGCAGCGGUGCCACGGGAGUGGCGGACAAUGAUGAGGGACGGAGGAGGGGCGGGUUGACGCCCGCCCGCCCGCCCUCCCUACCGCCCACUCUACACCAGCACCCAGAGGCUCUCCUCUCUCCACCUCUGCUGUUUGUACUCGGCAGAGGCUGCGCGCUAUAGGGUGCAGCCCGCUGGGACACUACGGUGUGUGUGUGUGUGUGUGUGUGUGUGUGUGUGUGUGUGUGUGUGUGUGUGUGUGUGUGUGUGUGUGUGUGUGUGUGUGUGGAGCACAUCUUCAGGCACCUUGGAUCUCAUCCUUGUCGAACGUGUUUUGUUUUUGGUUGGUCUGUUGUAUUUUGUCUUGAUUUGAAGGCAUCUUAAGCAAUAUGUAUUUCCCCCUGCAAAUAAGUGAUUUGAGGGAAGGGUUUGGGGGGCGAGGGCACUGUGUCUUACCCGCCCAUCUCCUCCAGAAGUCCUGGUACUGUAUGUGAAUUUGGUAGUUUAUUUCACCAGUCUGAAUGUUCGGCCUGAUAUCAACUGGUUGAAUACGUACUUAACACAGGAGAACAAAAUCACAAACAUAUCAACAACGACAAAAUGAGAAACAACAUAUUGAUCACAAAUACUUGAAUGAAGGCGCACCAGUACAGUAAUGUGAAGUAUUUAGUUUGUUUCUCUUUACUUUUUUUAUUAGUAGUACAAAUCUGGGCUCUUAGAGGACGCCGGUCUCAAAUCUUGCAUUAAGUUCAACAAAAUGUAAAAAAAACAACUAAACAUAGUCUUGGUUGCUUGAAAUUACGACAUCUGUAUGAAUGUGAGUGCAAGCAAGUGUGUUUGUGUAUUCAAGGCUAAUAGCCUGCUGUUAUGUGACACUCAAUGAGUUUUGAUUCUCUGUUUUUAUUUGUGUUGCUUGUGGAGAACUAUAUUCUGACCUAUGAUUCUGAUGGACAUUGUUAUCUUCUAAAGUCGCACUGAGUGUCUUUAUCCCCUCAAUCAGUUCAUUGUAGGUGAAAACCACACUUGGUUACGAGGGGAGACUGUGACAAUUCAUGUGUAAAAGUUUACUCAAGGAUGUAAUGGAUUAUUUUCUUUUAUUUGGGUUUCAUUUUCUCUGUAAAAAGUUUUUAUCUACCUUAUAGUGGCUUUUAUUGUGAAAUAAUCCAAAACAAGGAUUAUCAUUGAGUAUUGCACCAUUUUGUUCAAAGGAUAAAAAAAAAAACGAAAAAAAAUAACUGUGGCCAUAGCUAGCUGUAGAAGGACUAGUAAUACUUCUGUUAAUGGAAAGAGAUGCAGUGGGAGAUGAGUUUGACUCAUUUCAGAGGUGCCUCUUUGCCGCUCAUACUUUGCAAAAGUCACUGGCCGUUUACAAGCAUUUCAUUGGUCUGAGGUUCAGCAAAAUAGGAAUUCAUUGCAGGAAUGUUAAACGAAAAUGUCAAAUUCCAUCUUCCAUCUUAUGAAUAUGAAGUUACAAACUUGCAAAGGGAAGAUUUAUGCUUUCAGAACUCUGGGAAUGAUCAGUGUUGUGUCGUACCUUUUUAGUUUCCUCUCUUUACUGUCCGCCAACGAUCUGUGUGUAUUGAUUUGUAACUUUUUAUGUUCUAUACACGACGCAAAUUUGCUCACUAUCUUGCACACUCACAAUGUGGAUCUUGACUCAGGUAGGCCCGGGAUCCAUUAAAACAGACUCCCGCUGUCGUUUCCAAGUUUAAUGUUUCAUGUGAAAACUGCAACAGAGAGAAUACAAGUUCCAAGCACUGAAGGCUUUUAAGAAUUUACCAGAUAUAGAAAUACAAAAAUAGCAUUAUUUCUUUAAGUGACUAAUAGGAAAAACUUGUAGCAAGUGACAUAUUUACCAAAAAAAAGGACUGAGAAUCAACUUUUUAAAAGUGUUGUGCUAUACAUGUGAAAUCUAUGUAGAAAUUGCUUUACAUUUACAACAAAGUAUCCAUGGUUUGAAUUGUCAAAAAGGCAUUGAUAACAUGCAAAUUAAUAUUGUACCAUUGUUUUUGUUUUCUUUGCAUUUGUAAAGUUCCUUUAUUUCAUUCAGGAGCAUUUUGAUUCAUGAUUUUCCUUUUCGUCUCAAAAUCAUCUCCUGCCUUGUUGGCGUUUAUUCCUAUGGCAGUUAUUUAGCGACUUGAGAGAUUUCCUUAACGUAACAGGUUGAGUUCAGAGAACGGUUAUAUUAUGGAGGACGAUGGCUAUGGUUUGUUUAGUUUUUGUAAUGUUCAUGAUCUAUGCACAAAAGGGGCGGGAGAGAACGGAAGCCUAUAUUGUAGACCUGUGGCCACCUGUCCACUCUGACACCAUAGGGGUCAGAGUUUAAUGUAGGGUCGCAUUUGACUUGUUUUCCUUUUCUUCUCACUCUGAUGUCCGGCCUCCCGUCCCCCUACUCAUUCUUCUACAUGUCCUUUAAUAAUGUCAUACAUUUGGAUGGAUUUGCUGUGUUGUCCUUAACCAAUGAGCGCUUAUUGAUCUGCUGAAGCACUGUGGCUUUUACUGAGAAAAGGAAGCAAAAGCCCAUGACUUAAGGUCUUUUUUUCUUUUCUGUUUAUCUGAACGGUUGGGUGGGGAGGUCUGGGUACGUUGCCUUUGCCUUCCUCUUUUCUUUCAAAAGAAAAGUAAAAUAGAGAAAAGAAAAAACGUACGUAACUGAGAUACAAGGUUGUGGCUUUUAAUGUUGUUUUUUUCCUCCUCCUAGAAUGUGAUUGUUAAGAACAUGCACCAGGAAAAAAAUGUUUCAUGAAUUACAAAAGCUUCUUUCGACUAUAUUAAUAAAUUGCAAUUUUUCUUGGCUGUU